Messenger RNA from Cornus florida, 3901 nucleotides. RefSeq names its product protein transport protein SEC23 G. The coding region runs from base 249 to 2612 and encodes 787 amino acids. Gene Ontology annotation, cellular component: endoplasmic reticulum exit site; COPII vesicle coat. Gene Ontology annotation, molecular function: GTPase activator activity; zinc ion binding. The transcript has 2 exons. Gene Ontology annotation, biological process: COPII-coated vesicle cargo loading; intracellular protein transport; COPII-coated vesicle budding. The record is from RefSeq and is a predicted model, not a curated record. Lineage: Eukaryota; Viridiplantae; Streptophyta; Magnoliopsida; Cornales; Cornaceae.
GACAUCUACUUGGCCACUUUAUUCUUUGCGGACUUCUGAUACCUUCCGCCCAAUGGAAUCUGAGCCGAAACCCAAAUCAAAAAGAAACCCAUAAGACAAAUCUAAACAUAAACCCCGAACCCUAAACGUAUUCAGGGAUUUUGCACUACUAUAUAUAUAUAUAUAUAUAUAUUAUACACACACUUAUGGGUUUUCUCUUUUCUGCUCAUAAACCCAUGAAGUGAAGCUGAUUUUAAAAAAAAUUUCAAAUGGAUUUCGUCGAGUUGGAGGCAAUCGAAGGUCUCCGAUGGUCGUGGAGUUCAUGGCCGGUUUCGAAAGCCGAAGCUUCGGCUCUCGUGAUCCCUCUAUCGAUCAUGUGCACUCCAUUGAUGCAAGUCAAUGAACUCCCACUAAUCCCCUACGAUCCCCUCAUAUGCAAUCGAUGCGGUGCCGUAUUAAACCCUUAUGCCCGUGUAGAUUACCAGUCUCGAAUCUGGGUUUGCCCCUUUUGCUAUCAGAGGAAUUCGUUCCCGCGAUCUUACGUCGGAAUCGGCGAAACCAAUCUUCCUGCGGAGCUAUUUCCGACCUAUAGCACUGUAGAGUACCAAUUGGGUAAAAAGGCUUCGGCCUCAAGUUCGAAUUUUAAUUCCAAUUGGGGUAAUGGGUUGUCGUCGUCGUCUUUACCUUCAAUGGUGUCGUCGUCGUCACUGGCAUCGUCUUUCUCGUCGUCUUCAUUGUCGGGCUUGGACUCGCAGGCGGCUGAGCCGGCAUUUGUGUUUGUUGUGGAUGCUUGUUCGUCCGAGGAGGAGCUUCAAGCACUUAAAAAUGAGUUAUUGCUUGUGGUGGCGCAGUUGCCGGAGGAUGCUUUGGUGGGACUGGUCACGUUUGAUUCAAUGGUGCGUGUUCAUGAUCUCGGGUUCGCAGAGUGCUCGAGAGUCGUGGUGUUACAUGGUGAACGUGAGCUCUCAUCUCUUCAGACGAAGCAGUUACUCGGAAUUAAUCAAAUGAAGCAACAACUUGUAAAGAUGUCAGCUAUUCAAAAACAGGGUUUUCUGUUACCGCUUUCUGAAUGUGAGUUCAACAUCACCUCAGCAAUUGAGGAUAUCCAUUCUUCACCACUAGUCAUGUCAGGCCAUCGUCCUCAACGGUGCACAGGAGCAGCAAUAUCAGCUGCUGUUGGACUUCUAGAAGGAUGCUCAGUUACUACAGGUUCCCGGAUAAUGGUCUUCACAUCCGGGCCUGCAACUGUUGGCCCAGGAAUGGUUGUACACUCAGAUCUUUGUGCUGCCAUUAGAACUCACCGAGACCUGAUUAAUGGUCAUGCACCUUUCUAUGAUAAGUCUAGCAAAUUUUAUAAGCAAUUAUCACAUAGGUUAUCCGAUGCAUCUAUUGUCCUUGAUUUGUUUGCUUGCUCUCUCGAUCAAGUUGGAGCAUCAGAGCUAAAAGUUCCUGUUGAGAGCUCGGGCGGAUUCAUGAUGUUAGGGGAGUCUUUUGAGUCGGAUCAAUUCAGAAAAUGCUUGCGCCACAUAUUUAACCAUGAUGAAAAUGGGAACUUGAGAAUGUGUUUUGAUGCAACUAUUGAGAUAGUGACCACCAAAGAUGUGAAAAUUUGUGGAGCUCUUGGUCCCUGUGUUUCCCUUCGGAAGAAGAACAGUUCAGUUAGCGAGCAGGAGAUUGGCGAGGGUGUUACCAAUAUGUGGAAGUUGGGUACACUCACUAACAAAACGUGCAUUGCUUUCUUCUUCCAAUUGGGUGAUGAACAGAAAGUCCAGCCCAGCUCUGCAUUUUUCAUACAGUUCAUAACGCGUUACAGACACGGAAACACGGGAAUUAGGAAAAGGGUGACAACCGCUGCAAGAAGGUGGGUUGGGAACAACUCACCCGAAAUUGCUGCUGGGUUUGAUCAAGAAGCAGCAGCUUCAGUCAUAGCUAGACUUGCCAUAAACAGAGCAGAGAGUCAUUUUGCUAGGGAUGUGAUCAGAUGGCUGGAUAAGAUGUUGGUUCGUUUUGCUUCUAAGUUUGGAAAUUAUGUGCCAGAAGAUCCAUCUUCCUUUCGUCUCUCAUCUAACUUCUCCCUUUUCCCACAAUUUAUGUAUUAUUUAAGGAGAUCGCAGUUUAUUGAUGUCUUCAACAGCAGUCCUGAUGAGACUGCUUUUUUCCGGUUGAUGCUAAACCGUGAGGGGGUGGUGGGUUCUCUUAUCAUGAUCCAACCUACUCUUUUCCAGUAUUCGUUUGAUGGGCCUCCUAUUCCAGUCCUUUUAGAUGUCCGAUCCAUCUCUCCAGAUGUAAUUUUGCUCUUUGAUUCUUACUUCUUUGUGGUUAUUCAGUAUGGGUUGAAGAUUGCUCAGUGGAGGAAGCUUGGUUAUGACAAGGACCCAAACCAUGAGAGUUUCAGGAAGCUGUUGGAGGCCCCGGAGCUAGAUGCUGAGCAAUUGGUGAUGGAAAGGGUUCCAGUUCCCAAGCUUAUAAAAUGUGACCAGCACAGUAGCCAGGCGAGAUUUCUUCUUGCCAAGUUGAAUCCAUCUGUUACUCAGAACUCAACAUACACGAAUGGUGCAGAUAUUGUGUUCACUGAUGAUGUGAGCUUGGAAGUUUUUAUAGAUCACUUGCAAACUUUGGCAGUACAGGGUUGAUGGGGUGUUAUAUAGUCUCUCCUAUAAUCAUAUGGGGAAAGAUUUGUUAUAUGUUGCUUUCAAGUGUUGAGGUGUCUAGUUGUCUUUAGCAAAAUUUUCCCCUUCUCCAGGUCAGAAGAGGUCACUAUCCAGUGUGGUUUUUGUUAAUUGAGAUGGUGCUGGGAUACAAUGACAGCAAAGGCGUGGAGUGGCUACUUGAUGACUCCUUAAAGCUUGAGCUUCUACGUGAACAGAUGUUCCUUCAAAGCAUACGAAGUCUUUCUUGAUGUGAGCUGAGAACACUCCUUGUGGUUACUGUUUCAUCUAACCUACCAGGAGAAGGGUCUGAUGUCUCCCAUGAGUUUGUGGAUAUGUAAAAUUUGGAUGGAUGAGUUUAAACGCAAUCGUUGUACAAUGCCCUUAAAUUUGCGCCAAGUCAAAAUGAAUUUGAGAAUUGGCACGGCAGUAUAAUAGUUUCCUUUUCCAUACUCAGUUUACGCUUCCUUUUGUAGAAAUUUGGGUUUAUUGCAAGCUGAGUUGGUGGUACUUCCACCGGAGGAACUCUCAGAUGACUGAUAAAGAGAAAAAUUAUUUCUGCCAAGGGUAAGACUGACAACUUUGCAGUUUGAUCUCCAAGUGUGACACUUGAGUACAAUUCAAGAGCUAUGGAACCAUGACCGUUAACAGGUAUUGAAGAUGAUGUGUUGCGCAGAUGUCUAUUAUCGCUCUGUAAUUUCCAGUUCAUUAAGGAAACAAGUUUUUUGAAAGUUAGAUCAAUACUAGACUGAGAUUGUGGAAGUUUAUAGAUUGUUUGCUGACUGGAUUGCUGAUGGAGUCUAACAAUGCCAUGGAAUCCAAAGAGCUUAAUGUGAAGACGAGAGUGAUACCAUGGACAACCUUCAGAAUUCAGAGUAAAGAUUGAGCAAAAUAAAACUGAGGUUUUCGUCCAACCUCUCAACAGGUAUGGAUUGCUGUGAUAUUGUGUGAAUCAACCAAAUCGGCACUGAUUGGUGAUUUCUGGAUGAAAUGUAGAAGGAAGAAACAUUAGAAUGAAGGAAUAGAAACCAUAAUUUGUAAGCUUUGAGAUGUGUAGAAAACAAUGUUAUGUUUAUGGUGUUAUUUGCCCCUGUAUGUUUAAUGUUUAUGUUGUUCUUUGCCCCUAGAGUUUUGUAACGAGUCCAGAUAUAAAUUGCCCUUCAAUAUACAACAGGCUUUGUUGCAUCUAUGUAUAACUGCUCAGUAUUUUCUUUCUAGCUCUUCAGGCCUUGGUCCCAAGAUUAUAUAACGUCAUUAUUUUUGUCUUUCUUUCA